AUGAUGCAGAACCCCGCGUUCUUACUGAUUGCAUCACUUCUGGCUACGCUACCUGUCAAUGCUGACGGCUUGUAUCCAAAGAGCUCCUCCGUUCUUCAGGUUGACCACAGGAAUUAUGACCAGUUAAUCGCCAAUUCAAAUCACACAUCGCGUCCCUGCAGAUUUUAUGCCCCAUGGUGUGGUCAUUGCCAGAAUCUCAAGCCGGCGUACGAGAAAGCAGCCAAGAAUCUCGAAGGACUGGCCAAGGUUGCCGCAGUGAAUUGCGACGAUGAUGCGAACAAGCCGUUCUGUGGCCGGAUGGGCGUCCAAGGCUUCCCCACCCUCAAGAUCGUGACGCCCUCCAAGAAACCAGGAAAGCCUCGAGUUGAAGAUUACAAAGGAGCAAGGAGCGCAAAGGCGAUCGUCGACGCUGUGGUGGAACGGAUACCUAAUCACGUCAAGCGUCUGAGCGACAAGGACGUCGAUGAAUGGUUGUCUGAGGACAAGGACGUCCCUAAGGCUAUUCUGUUCACGGAUAAGGGCACCACUGGUGCUCUUCUGAAGUCCGUUGCCAUUGACUUCCUGGGUUCUAUCAAGGUGGCUCAGAUCCGUAGCAAGGAAUCCGAGACAGUUAAGAAGUUCGGUAUUACAUCGUACCCUACACUCAUCCUGCUCCCUGGCGGCGACAAAGAACACAUUGUGUACGAUGGAGAGCUGAAGAAGAAACCGAUCGUCGAAUUCCUGAGUCAGGUUGCUGCGCCAAACCCGGACCCUGCCCCUGCUCAUGCCAAAGCCAAGGCAAAGUCUUCCAAAUCCUCCAAGAAGUCCACAAAACCGUCAAUAGUGAACGAGGCCGAAGAUCUGAAACCUACAGAGUCGCCCGAUCCCAAAGUCGUACCUGAUGACGCGAAGGAGUCCAAGCCUGUCGAGGUUCCUAUCCACCCUCCACCACUCGAGAUACUAUCUACUCCCGAAUCUCUCGAGUCCGCCUGUCUGACUCCCAAGUCCAGCACAUGCGUUCUCGCCCUCUUCCCUAACCCCGAGAAACCAGACGCUGAGCUUCCUGCCCCAGCAAAAGAAGCUCUCACAAGCCUGUCCACAGUCUCCCACAAGCUUCACCAGGUAAGGGGCAAGACCUUCCCAUUCUACAACGUUCCCGCCAUCAAUUCCGGCUCCAAGACUCUGCGUGAAUCGUUGGGUCUACCGGCAGAUGACAAGAGCAUCGAGAUCAUCGCCUUGAAUGGUCGCAGAGGGUGGUGGAGACACUAUGAUGCUGGCGAGAACGGCGAUUAUGGACUCAACAAAAUCGAGGCGUGGGUGGAUGCGGUCAGACUGGGCGAGGGUUCGAAGGAGAAACUCCCUGCAGGUGUGAUUGCUCAGCAGAAGGAGGGAGAGGAUGAGCAUGAUGAACUGUGA
Messenger RNA from Paecilomyces variotii, 1395 nucleotides. Its product is annotated as putative disulfide isomerase. Gene Ontology annotation, biological process: response to endoplasmic reticulum stress. Bases 1 to 1395 code for a protein of 464 amino acids. The transcript has 2 exons. Gene Ontology annotation, cellular component: endoplasmic reticulum lumen. NCBI's taxonomy places the organism in Eukaryota, Fungi, Ascomycota, Eurotiomycetes, Eurotiales, Thermoascaceae. The record is from RefSeq and is a predicted model, not a curated record. Gene Ontology annotation, molecular function: protein disulfide isomerase activity; protein-disulfide reductase activity.